GAGCGGCCUUCUUCGCGUGGCGCACGGGUUCCAUCUUUUGAGGAGAGGCUGGUUGUUACGGCAAGCCAGACAUGUUGCAGGAACAGCACGAGGAGGAGGAGGAGGAGAAGAAGAAAGUAGACAACGGCGGAUUGGAGGUCUCUAACGCCCGCGUUCAACUUGAUCUACACUCUACUUGCCGCUAUUCCUCUCUCUUGACUUCCAGAGACCGUGACUUUCUCCUCUCUCCAGCCGGAGCUCAGGUUAAAGUUUCUGAACUAGAAGGCAAAGUCAUAGGACUGUACUUCUCGGCAAACUGGUAUCCUCCCUGCGGAAACUUCACCCACGUCUUAGCAGAUGUUUAUGAGCAACUUAGAAGCUGUGGACCCGGAUUUGAGGUUGUUUUCGUGUCGUCAGAUGAAGACAUGGAUGCUUUCAAUAACUAUUACUCAUGCAUGCCGUGGCUUGCCGUUCCAUUCUCUGACUUGGAGUCGAAGAAGGCUCUGAACAGGAGGUUCGACAUUGAAGGCAUUCCUUGCCUGAUAAUUCUGCAGCCUGACAAUCACAAAGAUGAAGCAGCGCUAAGGGACGGUGUUGAGAUUAUUUAUCGCUAUGGGGUGCAAGCAUUUCCGUUCACUAAGGGGAGGCUGCUGGAAUUGGAAAAGGAGGAGAAGGAGAGACAUGAGAAGCAGACCCUCAUCAAUUUGCUAACAAACAGUGACAGACACUUCCUCUUGGCUCAUUCUGGACCUAAACAGGUGGGAGUAGAUUCGUUGACGGGCAAAACAGUUGGGCUGUACUUCUCGGCGCACUGGUGCCUUCCAGGAGUGAGGUUCACUCCCAAGCUGAUCUCCAUCUACCACAAAGUAAAGCAGUUGCUGCUGGAAAAGGGAAACGACCAAGAAGACUUCGAGAUUAUCCUAAUAUCAAGCGACAGAGAUCAGGCAGAGUUCGAUUCCCAUUUCGGCGCCAUGCCAUGGCUGGCCCUCCCCUUCGGUGACCCCAACGUCAAGAACCUCACCAGGUACUUCGACAUCCAGGGCAUCCCGGCCCUGGUAAUCCUGGGCCCCGACGGCAAGACCAUAACCAAACAGGGCAGGAACCUGGUCAACCUGUACAAGGAAAAUGCCUACCCCUUCACGGAGGCCAAGGUGGAGAUGCUGGAGCGCCUGAUGGACGAGGAGGCCAUGAAGCUGCCUAGGUCGGAGAAGCACGCCGGCCACCGCCACGAGCUCACCCUGGUCUCGGAGGGAAGCGGGGGCGGCCCUUUCAUUUGCUGCGACUGCGACGAGCAGGGCUCCGGCUGGGCUUACCAGUGCAUUGAGUGCGGCUAUGAGGUGCACCCUAAGUGUGUCAGGGCUGUUAAUUGACAUGGUUUUUUUAGUCCACUUGUUUAGGGUAUCUAAUGAGUCUGGCAUACGUUAAGGACGGCAAGGCGCCUGCUGGGUUUGUGUUGUGUUAGACGAAAAUGGCGUGUUUGGGGGGAAAUAAAAUAGUGAUGGGAAAGGAAGGAAGAGAGGGCGGGCGGGGAGGGAAUCGGGGAUUGAGUUCCAUUGGAGUGCGCUUAACUGUGCAUAUGAUCAAUUAUGGUGUGCCAAUGGGGAAGGUGAAUCUCGGGUCUUGCUAGUCUUAGGGUGGCUCAGGGCUGUCCAAUUGGCACUCUAUAUCUGUAUAAUCACUUAAUGCAAGAAUAAAACUUAUAAUCCAUAUAUAACAAUAGUUAUCAUGAUUACGUCCAUUAAUAAGAAAAACCAGAGAGAUUAAUUAUAGUAA
Diospyros lotus (date-plum) is the source of this 1752-nucleotide messenger RNA. Its product is annotated as probable nucleoredoxin 2. NCBI's taxonomy places the organism in Eukaryota, Viridiplantae, Streptophyta, Magnoliopsida, Ericales, Ebenaceae. Gene Ontology annotation, molecular function: thioredoxin-disulfide reductase (NADPH) activity. The record is from RefSeq and is a predicted model, not a curated record. The transcript is spliced from 3 exons. The coding region runs from base 72 to 1349 and encodes 425 amino acids.